AUGGUCGAUUUCCCUCAGGUUUUACGGAUGGAGAUUGGUUCUCCAAAUGCUGGACUUCUCUAUAGCCGAUUGGUUCCCCUUGUUCUUCUUUUUGUAGAUGGUAAUCACACACCUUUCUCUUUGAUGGCAUCUCGAAUGUUUAUCGUCUCUCUUAUCCUGGUCCUGCCUUCCUUCCAAGGAAAAGGAUAUGGAAGCUAUCUCAUGGAGGUUGUAAGCAAAAUGGCCGUAGCAGAAAACGCUUACGAUCUUACAGUGGAAGAGCCAUCCGAAAAGUUCCAACACAUCCGCAUUUGCAUAGACAUAAACCGCUUACUCUCUUUCGAUCCAAUCAAACCAGCCAUAAACUCAGCUGUUGAGUCUCUCACGAAAGUAAAUCUGUCAAAGAAGGCUGACCCCCCUUGCAAUAAACUUUCUUCUUGGAACAUUUUGUAA
Eruca vesicaria subsp. sativa (arugula) is the source of this 432-nucleotide messenger RNA. NCBI's taxonomy places the organism in Eukaryota, Viridiplantae, Streptophyta, Magnoliopsida, Brassicales, Brassicaceae. The record is from the annotation of a GenBank genome assembly.